ACUGUAUUUUUUGCCCUAAAAUGUAACACCUGUGUGUGAAAUAUGUGGGGAAGGAAAAUUAAGGUAAAACAAGGUCAGUAUCAAUAGUGAACAAUUUUUCCCUUUUUUUUUUUUUGAGCUAUAGAGAAAACUUUAUAUUUACCUAAAGUUUGAGGUAGUCAAAGAGCGUGGCUCUGGCUCGACCGUUGCGCAUACUAGGCACUUCAGGUCAAUGCUGCGCUGUGCUUUCGCAUAAGUCAAGUCCAUUUAGCUUCAAUCAUGCUGCAUGAUUCAGUGCAUACAUGACAGCUUACAGUUCAUUCUGCAUUUAUAGCUCUUAACAAUAAAUAAAUCACCGCUAUAAAUGCUGGCUAUCUUUAAGUGCCCUGACAGAUUUUUGAGCCAAGUGAAUUUUGAAUGCAGCUCCCAAAAAAAAGACAAAAUAUAGCAUAAUAAUAAUAAAAAAAAAAAUUAUAUGGUCACACCAGUGUGAUUAGAACAUACAGUGUGCAGCAUAUCUUGGUUUGCGCUUUGGCUGGCGCUAAACCAGAGGCAGAUGCGUUUUUAGAGCACUGUGCAUUGUAACCAAUCACACAUGAUUAUUCAGCUGAGCUUAUCAAUGCAGUGGCCAAUCAGAGACGUUCAGAUGAGUCAUCGCUGAAACGCUGGUGUUUUGCUCAGUGCGUGUGUUCCCUCACUAAAUUCUGCUCUCUGGUGAAUUCUCGCAUCAGAAACGACAAAGUGCAGAUGUACCUGCGAUUUGAGUAAGACAUUCAUUUCACAGUGUAAACAGCUUCAUUGAUUUUAAUGGGAGUUUUUGAGAGUGCUUGAACUCUGUCUAGACUGAAGUCAUUGAUGCUGUUUGAUAAUGAAAAUGUUCUUUGCUCUCUUCCUGUACAAUGAAAAUACAUAUGGCAUGACACCCAUAUCUGGUACAAAGUAAAAAGUAAAAAGACAGGUUUUAUGCGUAGCUAAUAGAUUACACUAAUAUUAGGCCACCAGGGCUUAAAGUGAAAAAAAAUCCUGAGCCUGAACUUUCUGUGGCUCAACCAGGACUUUUACCAAGCCAGUUUUUUCUAUUAACCAAUUCUAUGAGCAACAGCACAGUCAUAUUUUCAACGCAUUAACAAUUAUUGUGCCAAAAUAAUUGAAACUUUUGCAGUACUAGGCUUACUGUGUCAAGAAAAUAACAUAACAUGAAUGUUUGUGCCAAAAUUUAUUGAAUUGCUAGUUUUGAAACAUGUUAAUGACAUUAAGUGCAUUUACCAUUGGUUUCUUUGUAAUGUGCAAACAGCAUAAAGUGCACUCAACAUUGCUCACUCUGAAAUAAGCAAACAUUCUUAGGUGCUUUUACCAAAACAGAAAACUUUGCCAACUUAAAUAGAAAUUUGUAUUAGUUAGAGAACAUAAAAAACACAAAAGUGCAUCAAACCAAUAAAUGCAUAGAUGUUAGAAAACUACUGUAGUGUAAUACUUUACUGUAUUACAAUCUUAGUGCAACUCAAAAGGCUAUUUAUCAUUCUAAAUCUAAUUUUUCUUCAGUUUUUUUGUCGUUUCUGGGCUAUAAAUGAAGUCUUUUAAGCGAUCUAAGCAUCUUCUUUUCAAAGUUUGGAAAGAAAGUACUUCUGUUGAAUAGGUCAUGGCUGCUUUGGCUGCAGAGGAGCUGGCUUUGGCUGCAGAGGAGCUGGCUUUGGCUGCAGAAGAGCUGGCUUUGGCUGCAGAAGAGCUGGCUUUGGCUACAGAAGAGCUGGCUUUGGCUACAGAAGAGCUGGUUUUGGGUGCAGAGUUCUCUCAGACUAGAAUAGAUACUUGAAACCCAUAGCUUUUUCUCCAAUUGUGCUUUGUUCAGUUUAGAGAAGCAGAAUUGUCCAACAGAGAGCCUUUUGUCUGACAAGUGCAAGUCUCUGCAAUGAACAUCGACCUUUAGGAUGUCUUUUGCACUUAGGCCAAUGGAUUCAGGCUUCAUGAACUUACUGAGCAGCUCUCUGACCAAAGCCACCAUCUCUGCGUGAAGUAAGUGCAUCAUUGGUUUCUCGUAUUGAAGUUUUUUGAGGAAACUUUGGAACGUUGGGAGAACUCCUGUACACAAAAGAGGACAUUUUAAUUAAACAUCAUUAUAAAAUAAUAAUUAGUUAAAAAAACAUACAUAUUCUACACUAGAAAAAUAUAAUGAUUCAAAACUGAUGUUCAUGGACAUAUGUAGUGAAUCCCAAUUCGUUAUAUGGUAGAUAAAAUAUUCAAAAUGUAACAAGCACAAACAAAAUUCUCCAAGUGAAUAAUCAUCCUCAUUCAGUGCCUUCCAAGUAUUCUUACAUUUAUUUACAUUUAGUCAUAUACACUUUCUUAAUCAAAAUACCUCUGAAGAUGUCGAUCACUACUCUCAAUCUUUCAUUGUCUGUAAAAAGCACUAAUAAUCGUGACUUCCUGUCUUUGUUUGCCUGUGUUCGGUAGGCUUUGGCUUGUUGCUGUUGCAGAAAUUUUAUUCUUGCCCUUUCCUCAACUGACACUGCAUUUCUCUGCAGCACUUCAGCUAGCAACCAUCUGCAGCAAAAACACAUAUCCCUGAUUAAUAUGCCAAAUCCUAGUAAGAAAGUCAAUAAACAAUGUAAUGAAUUAUUUUCCAAAAUAAUAUUACCUGUAGUUAUGUUCUUCAUCUGGUGGUAUAAGAUGGUAGUAAUAGACAACCAAGGCAUCCAUGACUUCAUCCACCCUGUUGCAUAUGUAGCGGCGUGUUCGUUUACAAAGGGCAUACAUUUGAAAGUUUACACCAGAGAGAGAGAGAGUUACCUCACCCCCAAAAGGCAGACAAACUCUAGCCCUCUAAGAUACCCGACUACGCCACCCCGGAGGCAAAUUUACCGGGGAAUCGCCUGAUAAGAUUAACUUUAAAGCACACAGGUUCGGUUGCGGCUGAGAUAAGACCAGAGAUAGAUGGAAUACAAAAGUACAGUUUUUAUUUGGACAUCAUUAGCAGAUGUAAAUAUAUGAAUCAAAUACACACUACCACACACACACUUCAACCUCCACUCCAGGGCUGGGGACUACUCGCUCAUUCCCUGAAAAUGACACAGCAAACACUCGUGCACUCACACUUCAGACCACAAAUGUGGAACACUGCAAUCGGAAGAGACCACCACCGAGAGAGAGAGACUCGUCCACACAGACACGAAUCCUGAUCACCCCAACCACUGGAGAGGAAGCAGAAUUACACAUUAAACAUCCAAUCAAAUAUACACACUCACACACAUUAUAAAACUGAGUACUCCAUGCAUUAAGAGCAAUUACACACACAUAUGGUCACCAUCCGCUAGUAAAUCAGUACUUGAAACGGUGAAUGCAAGAAAAAAAUAAUAGACAAAUAUAAUCAAACAAAAAGAAACCAUUCAGUUAACAACCAAUUCACAGAAAUUUGGUUGACAACAAAAUAAUAAAUUAAAAAAAAAACAAACCUACAAAAAAAGUACUAAGUUUUAAAGCAAUGGACUCAUAAACAAAGCAAAACACAAUAAGCAAAAGAUAAUUCAAAUUAUAUAACGUUAUACCACUCAAAAAAAGGAACCAGAUCAAAAUAAUGACUGCUGGAUGGUUGAGUCACUUGAUCCCCCUAAGAAGUUUUUAUUUUACUUUUUAGAUUGAAAUAAAUAUGUACCUGCAAUCACGUUUUAGUGACAACUUGUGUGGCAUUUCUGCAAAUUUAUGUGGCAUUAUUGCAAAAACGGGCUCUUCAAAAUACAUCAAACAACAAAAACAAAUUCUAAACUUUGGCAAAAAUACUGUUUUUAAUGUAUUUUAUAAUGUUUCAAUAUAUACUUACAAAAUAUAUGUCAGAAAAGUUGUGAGAGGAGCAGUUGACCACUUCCAGAAAAAUGAAUGGCUCUCUAUGGGCCUCUGCUGGAUAUAUAUGGUCAUUACACUAUUCUUUCAAAAACUGUGAUUUCUGCAAGUUUUUCUCUAACCACCAGAUGGCAGAAUUGUACACCUAACACCUAGAGCAAUAUCCAGAAACUAUUUAAAUUAAAUUUAGAUCAUCAUUUAAGAUAUUUAUUCAUAAUAAUUUAAUAUUUCACAUGCAAGCUAAUGGUGUAGUUGAGGAUUUUUGUGGUAAACAGGUACAAAAGUACUUCAUAUUUCCUAAAACACAGCAUUAAUGUAUAGAUGAGAAGUAAACAAAAAAAAAAUGAUAUAUUAUUUGUAUGAUUAAAAAUGUAUAAUUGUUUUACAAUUACUCUUUCAAUUUUGUUGAAAUUGGACACUAGUGUAAACAGGAAAACAAGUGCUUAUGAGGGUUAAAUAUGGUUAUUACACGUGAACAUUAUUGUUGUCAUUUGUGAUAUUCAUGUUUGAUAUUCAUAUUUUAUAUUUUACUUUCAACAGGUACAACAGUUAAAAAAGUAGUUGUGCCACUUUCAAUGGAUGAGAGGGCAUUUCAUCAGAAAAUUAGGGAAGCUUUUCCAAUAAUAGGAGAGGGUGAAAUUGAAAUCUGCAGAGUUGACAGGAGGCGAAGGGUAAUACCUGUUCAGUUGAGCUCAGUUUGCCCUGCAGCUAUAAAAGCAUGCCCGGUGUUUGGCAGGUCAGCAGUAUAUGUUAGGCUUAAGAACACAUCCAGAUUGGCUGCCAUACAGCAUGAGAGCAGUAAUGAGGAUCCAAUUUGUGGAACUAGAGAAGCCUUAAGUAUUCAAGGAACCAGUGACAGAGAUCAUCGGUGGCGCCAUGUUGAAUCCUUAGAACAAAGGCGAAGACAGAAAAUUGCUGAAAGGAGGGCACACGUAAGUCGAAUUGCUGAGCCGGAGCAAGGCAUUGCAAUACAGCUUCAGUACCCUGAUGGCACCAGGAGAACAAGGAAUUUUGUUGUGUCUCAACCAAUUCAGGAUCUCUUUGCCUUUGCUGGUUCGGACGACAUGGCCAGUGAGAUAUUUCGUUUACAGCUGUCCUGGUCAUCGAACACUAUACUUAGCACUGUUGAUGGCAGCCUCUCAGAUCAUGAAAUUAGGAGACCCUCAACCUUGUAUGUGCUUUGGAUGUCAGGUGCUCAAAUAGAGGGACUAAUUGAAUCCAGUGUUGAAUCUUCAACUGAUCAACCGGCUACUACUCAGGACUUAGGAAGUUGUUGUUCACCAUCAGCACCAACAUGUGAAGUGUAUGCAUUAGAUUCUGAAGAUGAGGAGGAGGAUGUGGUCAUGUUAACCUCACCUGUUUAUUCUAACCAUGAAAGUGAUGAUGACGUUACUGCUGCUGACAUCAUCAGAACAUUCCAAAAGGAAAAUAUUAAUUUGGAAGAAAAGAUGAUUGUAGUGGCCAGAAGAAGGAAAGUUCUGCAUAGUGCAUGUACUGCGCUGAAAAGUAGCUACUUCGCAUGGCACAAAUCUCCACAAAUUGAAUUUGUAGGUGAAAGUGCUGAUGACUAGGGGACCUAGCAGAGAAUUUUUCAGGCUUUUGAUGCAGGAUGUGCAGUCAUCAUUUGUAGUUUUUGAGGGGAAAGCAGGCCAGAUCGUUUUCACCUAUGACCAAGUAGCUGUGGAGAUGAAGCGGUAUUACACAGCAGGAAAGCUAAUUGCUUGGUCUCUCAUGCAUGGUGGACCAGGUAUCAAAGCACUAGAUACCACAUUAUUCAAACUAAUGUGUGGCCAGCCAGAUUCUGCAGAAGAAUUUGACAUAACCUGCCAGAUGUUGAAAUUCAAGAUAAAGUGCGACAGGUGUUUUUUUGUCAGACCCAACAAGACAUAGAUGGAAUAAUAACAAGCCUUGGGGACUGGAUUGUUGAGUGUGGAGUCCCAGGCAUUUACAGUGCAACACCCAAUGAUAUGAGACGAAUCUACGGGCAGCUGAUCAAACACUACAUUUACUUUUGAUAUUUCAGAUUCAGAGGUCCACGCUUGUGGACUAUUAUUUUCAUCUCCUUUCAUAGGUUUUAGAGUUUAGGUCAGUGAAAUGGAAUGAGAUAACAAAAUCUUAUUUCUGUGGUCAGUCAAUGAUUUUUGUGUUGAAUUUGAGAUGUGCUUUAGAUCAUUGUUUAGAGCAUUGUCCUGCUGGAAGAUUCAAUCAUGAUAUUUCACACAGUUUGGGCAUCCCUGAUUUGGGUGUUCUUAUUUACUCAG
Onychostoma macrolepis is the source of this 6074-nucleotide messenger RNA. RefSeq lists its product as uncharacterized. NCBI's taxonomy places the organism in Eukaryota, Metazoa, Chordata, Actinopteri, Cypriniformes, Cyprinidae. The transcript is spliced from 12 exons. Bases 4389 to 5384 code for a protein of 331 amino acids. Gene Ontology annotation, molecular function: protein binding. The record is from RefSeq and is a predicted model, not a curated record.